CCGGAGCGCGUGCUGGGGGCAGGCUGCAGUGCUGCUUCCCCUGGUACGAGGAGCAGUCGCCGCUGCCGCCUCAGCCCCGCGGCUGGACCCCCUCCCUUACCCGGGGACUCCCUGACCCGGGGAAGCCAGCUCAGGUCUGCAGAGGCUCCAGAAGGGAAGUAGAAAGUCCUCCCUGAAAUACGUCGGCUCCUCAGUUGAGCCUCUCCAACCUGGCUUCCCCUUUCCGCCCCAUUCCCCUUCUCCCCCUCUCCCUCUCCCACUCACCCUCCUAAACCCGGUGCAGAACAGAGCUCUGUUCUCCCUUUUCCCUCCUGGACCUCACUGGCCAGGCCCUAGUUCCUCUUACUCUGAGCCGAAAGAGACUGGCACCCAUUUCACUCGGGGAGAGAGUCCUCUUGACCCCACACGCCACCGAGCAAAAGGCUGAAAACCAAGCGGAGAGAGUGAGGUGGCCCCAGAGAAGCGCGCCCCAAGCCCCAUCAUGGAAGAAGGCUUCCGAGACCGGACGGCGUUCAUCCGUGGGGCCAAAGACAUUGCCAAGGAGGUUAAGAAGCACGCGGCCAAGAAGGUGGUGAAGGGCCUGGACAGGGUCCAGGAUGAGUAUUCCCGCAGGUCCUACUCCCGCUUCGAGGAGGAGGACGACGAUGACGACUUCCCGGCCCCUGCUGAUGGCUAUUACCGCGGAGAAGGGGCCCAGGAUGAGGAGGAAGGUGGCGCCUCCAGCGACGCCACCGAAGGCCACGACGAGGAGGAUGAGAUCUACGAGGGCGAAUAUCAGGGCAUCCCUCGGGCAGAAUCUGGGGGCAAAAGCGAACGGAUGGCAGACGGGGCGGCCCUGGCCGGCGUGCGAGGGGGCCUGAGCGACGGGGAGGGUCCCCCUGGGGGCCGGGGGGAGGCGCAGCGGCGGAAAGAUCGCGAAGAGCUGGCUCAGCAGUACGAGGCCAUCCUCCGGGAGUGCGGCCACGGCCGCUUCCAGUGGACUCUCUACUUCGUCCUGGGCCUGGCGCUGAUGGCUGACGGGGUGGAGAUCUUUGUCGUGGGCUUCGUGCUGCCCAGCGCUGAGAAGGACAUGUGCCUGUCUGACUCCAACAAAGGCAUGCUAGGCCUCAUUGUGUACCUGGGCAUGAUGGUGGGAGCCUUCCUCUGGGGAGGCCUGGCUGAUCGGCUGGGCCGGAGACAGUGUCUGCUCAUCUCGCUCUCCGUCAACAGCGUCUUCGCCUUCUUCUCGUCUUUCGUCCAGGGUUACGGCACUUUUCUCUUCUGCCGCCUCCUGUCUGGGGUUGGGAUUGGCGGUUCCAUCCCCAUCGUCUUCUCCUACUUUUCGGAGUUUCUGGCCCAGGAGAAACGUGGGGAGCACCUGAGCUGGCUCUGCAUGUUCUGGAUGAUUGGUGGGGUGUACGCAGCCGCCAUGGCCUGGGCCAUCAUUCCCCACUAUGGGUGGAGCUUCCAGAUGGGCUCGGCUUACCAGUUCCACAGCUGGAGGGUCUUUGUCCUCGUCUGUGCCUUUCCCUCUGUUUUCGCCAUCGGGGCUCUGACCACGCAGCCAGAGAGUCCCCGAUUCUUCCUCGAGAACGGGAAGCAUGAUGAGGCCUGGAUGGUACUGAAGCAAGUUCAUGACACCAACAUGCGAGCCAAGGGCCACCCUGAGCGGGUCUUCUCAGUAACCCACAUUAAAACGAUUCAUCAGGAGGAUGAGUUGAUUGAGAUCCAGUCUGACACAGGGACCUGGUACCAGCGCUGGGGAGUCCGGGCUUUGAGCCUGGGGGGUCAGGUCUGGGGGAAUUUCCUCUCCUGCUUCAGUCCAGAGUAUCGGCGCAUCACUCUGAUGAUGAUGGGCGUGUGGUUCACCAUGUCGUUCAGCUACUACGGCCUGACUGUCUGGUUUCCCGACAUGAUCCGCCACCUCCAGGCUGUGGACUAUGCAGCCCGAACCAAAGUGUUCCCGGGGGAGCGUGUGGAGCACGUGACGUUUAACUUCACGCUGGAGAACCAGAUCCACCGAGGGGGCCAGUACUUCAAUGACAAGUUCAUCGGGCUGCGGCUCAAGUCCGUGUCCUUUGAGGAUUCCCUCUUUGAGGAGUGUUACUUCGAAGAUGUCACAUCCAGCAACACGUUCUUCCGAAACUGCACGUUCAUCAACACCGUGUUCUAUAACACUGACCUGUUUGAGUACAAGUUUGUGAACAGCCGCCUGGUGAACAGCACGUUCCUGCACAAUAAGGAAGGCUGCCCGCUGGAUGUGACAGGGACGGGCGAAGGCGCCUACAUGGUGUACUUUGUCAGCUUCCUGGGGACACUGGCUGUGCUUCCGGGAAACAUCGUGUCUGCCCUGCUCAUGGACAAGAUCGGCAGGCUCAGGAUGCUUGCUGGGUCCAGCGUGAUGUCCUGCGUUUCCUGCUUCUUCCUGUCUUUUGGGAACAGCGAGUCAGCCAUGAUCGCUCUGCUCUGCCUUUUUGGGGGGGUCAGCAUUGCAUCCUGGAAUGCGCUGGACGUGCUGACUGUUGAACUCUACCCUUCGGACAAGAGGACUACCGCCUUCGGCUUCCUGAAUGCCCUGUGUAAGCUGGCAGCAGUGCUGGGGAUCAGCAUCUUCACGUCCUUUGUGGGCAUCACUAAGGCUGCCCCCAUCCUCUUUGCCUCAGCUGCCCUUGCCCUUGGUAGCUCUCUGGCCUUGAAGCUGCCUGAGACCCGGGGGCAGGUGCUGCAGUGAGGGGCGGGGUCUCAGGGGCUUUAGGGAUGGCAGGCACACUGUGAGACCAAUAAUUCCUUUUAUCCCUACCCUGCCCUGCUGUCCUGGUCCUCACUCCCCCGUGUUUGGUGUCUUAGCUGUGUGUGCCUGUGUGCAUGUCUGUGACCCUGAUGGGCAGGGACUAUGGGAAGGUCCCUUCACCCCAGUUUUGGGAGGAGGCUCUCCCCAAAUGCCGCCACCCUCGACUUUGCACAGGAGAAGGCCCAGCUGCCCCUUCUCUCCCGCAGCGUUAGUGGGGGCCCUGUUUCCCUGCCCCAGGGAUUCCAGAACUUCCGCCUUCCCCGUCAUUCCCUCUGCCUAGGCCCAGCUGAAUCACAGGUACAGAGUUAUAUUGGGGCUGAGGCUUGGACCAAAAGAACUUCUUGAGUGGGAAGGGUCUUGGGUGCCCUCUAACCACCCAAGGAUGCUGGGGAGCAGCAAUAAACCUCAGCCCUCUGGUCUCCAUUUUCACCUCAA
Messenger RNA from Psammomys obesus (fat sand rat), 3205 nucleotides. RefSeq names its product synaptic vesicle glycoprotein 2A (gene Sv2a). The record is from RefSeq and is a predicted model, not a curated record. NCBI's taxonomy places the organism in Eukaryota, Metazoa, Chordata, Mammalia, Rodentia, Muridae. The transcript has 13 exons. Gene Ontology annotation, biological process: transmembrane transport; chemical synaptic transmission. Gene Ontology annotation, molecular function: transmembrane transporter activity. Bases 482 to 2710 code for a protein of 742 amino acids. Gene Ontology annotation, cellular component: membrane.